AUGUCUUCUCAAGUUGAUCGCCGUGUAAUGAAAAACGCAGAAAAUUCUUAUCAAGAAAACAUGCUCGAACCAGAUAUAUCAAUCCCAGUGCAUUUAUUGGGGACGUUCAUAUCCGUUAUAACUUCCAUUGCUUGUUUUAAGUCCGCCAUCGAUACCAUAAUAUGGGCUGGUGUUCUAUCUAUGUGUUUUGGUUUAAUAAUGUUAAUUAAUCUUUUUCAUUGUGUAUACACACUCUUGAAUAAGAGACAAUUAUCAAAAAAUCAGAUACACAAUAAUCAACGUGAGAAUCGAUCAUCUGUUCAAGUGAAAUUAAAAUAUCUUCAUUUUUACAAGCAUUUUUUCUCUUGGUUUCGCCGUCAAGAUCACCAGGAAUUUGUGAUUUAA
Messenger RNA from Adineta ricciae, 384 nucleotides. Lineage: Eukaryota; Metazoa; Rotifera; Eurotatoria; Adinetida; Adinetidae. The record is from the annotation of a GenBank genome assembly.